AUGAGUUAUACUAUGUUUUCACCGAAUCCCGCGAGCCCAUUGUACCCAAGCACGUCAUCACAAUCAAAUAACAACAACAAUAACAACAACAAUAAUAAUAAUAAUAGAGGUGGUAAUAACAACAAUGAUACUGGUGUAUCUUCACCAGUUCCAAAAAAGCUAAAAACAGAUGAUUAUUUAUUUGGCAGUUCUCAUGGAUCUCCAUUGGUUACAUCGCCAUUACCGACCUCGGCUGCAUUACAACCAAACAUCAGCUAUACUAGGCGGUCAAAUACAUUAAAGUCCACAACAGCUAAAUCCAGCGGUGGUGCUCUAAGCAUAUCAGCAGUUAGGAAAGAAAAGACACCUGAAAACGAGAAUGAAGAUCAACGGUUCUUGAGAUUAGCUCGCGAUGCUUUGGUUGCCACUGCUCAAGGAAUUAAUCGAAAUAGUCGCGAAGUUGUUGAUCCCACGAUACAAGACCUAUUGACUAGGUUGCAGUAUGCUUCUUCACCCCAUGGAAACCCAAUUUCCAAACUGGAAGGGUUAGAGGCUAAUGAUGCAGGACAAUUGAAUAUACUGGGGUUCUAUCAACUGUUUCCUAAUUUGAGUAAUAAUAUAUUUGCAGCUGGUGGUGAGGAUGCUACAACUACAACAACAACUGCUGCUGCGGCUGAUGAUAAGGUUAAUAAUCGUACUAGCGUUACAAGUGGUGGUGGUGGUGUUGUUGAUCAAACAGGAACACGAGGUGUAAGUAAAUACAAUCCAGCUGGCAAUGAACUGGGUUGGAAUUUCUUGAUCGGGGAACCAUUGAAAUUGAAAAGUGAUGCUGAACGACAACGUGAAAAUAGAAAUUAUGCUCAUCAAAGUGGUAGACCAACGGGGCGUGCAUCGUCAAUAAUAUCUUUGUUAAACGAUGCCCCACUGCCAAUACAUCCAUUGCCAUUAACAACUACACCAAAUCAAUCAAUACUGCAACAAAAACGGAAAUCAACCACCAAGACUACAAAGAAAUCUACAGGAUCGUCUUCAAGUUACAAAGAUCAAGCACGUAAAUUUUUAUGUGAUAAAUGUUUAAUGACAUUUCGUCGAUCUUCUGAUUUGAAAAGACAUGCAAAACAACAUCUUGACGUGCCGGCUAAUAUAUGUCAAUUGUGCGGUAAAGGAUUUGCUAGAAAAGAUGCAUUAAAGAGACACAUGGGAACAUUAACGUGCAAACGAAAUGCCAACAAGAAGUUGUAUGUUGAUAAUUUGGCGUUUUUGAAUAGUGAUGGAAUUGGAAGAGGAAACAGCACUGGUCGUAGUGAGGAGGAUCAAGACGAUGAUGAUGACGAAGACGACGAUGAUGAAGAUGAAGAGGAUGAAGAAGAGGAAGAUCAAGAUGAUGACGACGAGGAAGGAGGACGUAAGCGAAAGAAGAACAAGUUUGGGCAUAACAAUAAUGAUCAAGAUGAAGAUGACGACGAUGAAGAUGACGAUGACAUUAGAAAACCAAACUUUCCUACUUUUGGAUAUCAAAAGACUAAUUGGAAAGUAUAA
This is a messenger RNA of Lodderomyces parapsilosis, 1518 nucleotides long. RefSeq lists its product as uncharacterized. NCBI's taxonomy places the organism in Eukaryota, Fungi, Ascomycota, Pichiomycetes, Serinales, Debaryomycetaceae. Gene Ontology annotation, cellular component: nucleus. The record is from RefSeq and is a predicted model, not a curated record. Bases 1 to 1518 code for a protein of 505 amino acids. The transcript has a single exon.